Messenger RNA from Penicillium olsonii, 1098 nucleotides. Lineage: Eukaryota; Fungi; Ascomycota; Eurotiomycetes; Eurotiales; Aspergillaceae. The record is from the annotation of a GenBank genome assembly.
AUGGCUUCUCCGCGAAACCCAACCUUGGACAAGCUUCCACUUGAGAUAUUAUGGAUGAUCUCUGAUCACCUAUCCUCCGUCGAUAUUAUUUGCCUCGCCCUUGGAAACCGCCGUCUGUUGAAUUCUUUCGCUGGAAUUGCCUUCAAGAGCUUUCCGAAGCGCCGCACUGGAGGCCCCACGGAUGCCGCACGGAUCCAGCUUUUAUCUCGACUUUCUUCCGAUCUACCACAAUACUAUGUCUGCUUCAUCUGCCUUCGGCUUCACCUGUGGAGAAGGAUUGGGCUUCCAACCUCGAGUCUUGUCGGUGCUGACCCUCACUUGUGGAAUUGGGUUGGGCCAACCUCGCAGCUUCUCGAUCCUGUCCACAUGUUCGAGGAGCGAAACCUACAACAAAAUUUGCCCUUGGCCAGCUAUCCAUGUUAUUCAUCUUAUAGGUUCUAUUUUGUACAUCUACAGCUUGCCAUGAGAAGAUUUUAUCAUGGGCGGGCAUUCGGAAUUCCCGUUGAGAGUAUGCUAUACACCGAGAUUAGCUCUCAUCGAUUCCGGUCAAAAGGCCCACAAUUCCUACAGAACAUCGUCAACGAGAAUUUAAGAACAAAUACCCACGAGGAUAGGAUGAUGACAGUAUUCUCUGCCGAGGCUCGAAUUUGCUCUCAACCUCCUGGUCUAUGCAUGCGGGUCCAAGAGGUGGCAGUGGUAACACGACACAAUGUGCCACGGAUGUGGCCAUCUCGUCAGAAUGGAUUCAUGAGUGCGUGCACACAUCUAACUACCCGUGUACUAGAAGAGUACGAGCAAGACCUAUUUGGGCCAGCAUUCAGAGAGAUAUUAGAAUCUCAACUUCUGCGUUAUUGCUCCACUACAAGUCCAAAGAUUCCACCCGAUCAAGGUCAUUGCGAUGAAUGCAAUACCUCUUGGAAACUGGAGAUUCGCACCUUGGAUGAAACUCACGCAAGCCUAGUUCUUACUUUGUGGAUGGACUUAGGACCGGGGAUCAGUCCAGCAGACCCCGAGUGGAAGUAUCGUCUUUUUUUUGCACAUCGGGCAGCAUUCACACAUCACAAAAUAGUGAACUCCCGUCUACGUUUUGAGAAGUAG